This is a messenger RNA of Yamadazyma tenuis ATCC 10573, 2255 nucleotides long. Lineage: Eukaryota; Fungi; Ascomycota; Pichiomycetes; Serinales; Debaryomycetaceae. The record is from RefSeq and is a predicted model, not a curated record.
AACAAACUAAGUAAUACCAGUGAAUGCUUCAUACUACUAUCUCUUCGAUUCCCGAAGCAAAAGAAGAAUACAUCGGUUCUUCCUUGAUCGAAAGAACAGGUAGGCUCUAUACCUUUUAUGACUUGGGACCAGCCGAUUUGUGUAAUAUCCACAAACAAUCGGUCAACUCAAAAACAGAGGUCGGCACCUUUCUCUAUUUCACGGGGAUUGAUACGUCCAAUUCAGCCUCCAUUGCUGCCCAGCUUCAAACCUUGGCUAACUUGAUCACUUCCAAAUCUCAAUACUGGUUUGGCGAAAAGAAACACUGGAAGGUACCUGAGUUGACAUACUGCAGCUAUAAUGCAUUCUCGAAGGUCGACAUGAGAGUCACCGUCCAUAUUCCUGGGAAGUUUGAGAAUCAAAUUGUCAGUAACGACGGUAAGUUGUUGAACCACAACAGUGACGACGAGGUCAAUCGUUUCUGGUUGGAAACGUUUGUUAGCUCCAUAGUGAGGUCAUUGGUCGACGGUGACGAAGAUGACUCCAACAAGAUUGGUGGUCUUGUGGAGGUCAGAAAGCAGAAUCCGUUUGGGUCUACCACAGUUCUUGAUAACUUCUUGGACGGUUUCGAGACCUUGUUCUUUGAUGGGCCUAAGUUGGGAUGCAACGUCGAGAUUCCUCAGCCCACCUUGAUCUACAACUACUUGGUCGAUGGGUUCGUGAAGUGUGUGGAAUUGACGCAGUGUUAUGAUAAAGCGUUGGAAAUUUUAUGGAGAUUGUACGCCAAUGAGUCAGGUGUCAUUAGCUUGAUCGCCAAAAUAUACUUGUUGAAAGAUGAGGAGAUCAAGGCGGUUCAGAUCAUGAACGAAGGUAUCACCAAGAAUGAGAGAGACUCGGACUUGUUGUUGCUCCAAGCCCAAUUCUGUAUCGAUAAAAAGAGAUACGAUAUUGCUUUACACUUGGCCAGACAAGCAGUCAAAUCCUCACCGGCCGAUUUCAAGUCCUGGUCGAUGUUGGUGAGAGUCUACACAAAGUUAAACGACUUUGAAAAUGCCUUAUUGACGUUAAACUCGUGUCCGAUGAACUCACAUAAAGAGAAGUAUACCUUGAAAAGAGUGGUUCCUUUGAAAGGCAACGAUGAUCUCCACUUGCCCUCGCCUGUUGAUGUUGUGUUGGACGAAGUAUCCAACUUGCAAAUAAACGAAGUCACGUAUGAACAGAGAAAUUUGGAUCCGCAGUUGUCAAACCUCCCGGCUGCUAAUUUGAAGUCGACAUUCGCAAAGGCCUAUGACUUGUUGACCGAUAUCGUUGUGAAAACCGGCUGGGAAUCGUUGUUGAAGUACAGAGCCAAGGUGUUUGUAAUGGAAGAGGAGUACAGAAAGGACAAGUCCAGUAGUGCCCAAGUUGUCAACGGCCAAAAGAAUGGUGACCACAAAAGAAACGGAUCUUCCUCCUCGCGCUUGAACGUCGAUACCAACGAAACCGAGGAUGUUUCUUCCACCAUUGCUGUGAAGUCACCAAAAGCUCUGCUCGGUGAAGAUAAUAGUUCGGCUGUCACAUUGGACCAGAAUGAAGAUGCUGAAAACCUCGAAACGGAAUUUAGAAAAAAGAGAUUAUGUGAAAGAUGGUUGGACAAUUUAUUCAUGUUGUUAUACGAAGAUUUGAGAGCCUACACCAUGUGGCAAGCAGAAUAUGUACAUUUCCAAGCCCAACAAAUGGAGUACAAGAAAACGACCUUGGAAUGGGAGAUUUUGGGAACCAUAGCCUUCAGAUUAAAACACUAUAAAGAGGGCUCUAUUGCGUUUGCCAACGCUCUAAGUGGCCGGUUCUCUGCUAGGUCUACCAGGGAGAUGUUGAGAUAUUACCAGAUAGAAAGAACCAAAACCUUGUUGAAGAACUCCAUGAACCAGUCGCAAGUGCAAUUGAAUUCUCACCCACUGAACCCAAGCAAACAAGUUAAUCAACUAAACGAAAAAAUUUUGGAAUGCUGUAUCAAACUAUUCGUGUGGAAUCACCGGUGGUACUGUGACUUCUCUCCCUCUUUGGUCUUAAGCUUGAAUGACUUGGUUUCCAAAGAUGGGUUGAUUAAAAUCCAAUCUUUAAUUCAAGCAGUCUACUCAAACAACAUCAACAAUAAAGAUUCCGCGUCUUUAGCUGCUAACCAUGGAAUUACCGAUAUGAUGGAAGAUAUCUACCGUUUCCAGAAACUAUACAAUAUCAAUGGGUCUGAUAAUUAACUUUUAUAGUCAAAAUAAUAUUUCUUUUAGACUUGUUCA